AUGGAAGAUUCGAGGGACGUGGACAUGUUCCCCCCGAGGCCCCAGAAUUAUCUUUUCAGUAGUGAAUUAAAGGCCGACAAAGAUUGUCACUUUAAGGUGGAUAAUGACGAAAAUGAUCACCAGUUAUCUUUAAGAACGGUGAGUUUAGGGGCUGGUGCAAAGGAUGAAUUGCACAUUGUUGAAGCGGAGGCAAUGAAUUACGGAGGCAGUCCAAUUAAAGUAGCGCUGACAACUUUGACAAUGUCUGUACAGCCAAUGGGCUUUGAAAUAACACCACCAGUGCUCUUACGGUUGAAGUGUGGUUCAGGGCCAGUGCAUAUUAGUGGACAUCGCCUAGUAGCUGGGAAGGAAAAUGCAGAGUCAGAAGAUGAGGAGGAGGAGGAGGAUGUGAAACUCUUAAGUACAUCUGGAAAGCUUUCUGCCCCUGCCCCUUUCUGCCCACAGAAAAAAAUAAAACUUGCUACUGAUGAAGAUGAUGAUGAAGCUGAUGAUGAUGAAAAUGAUGAUUUUGAUGAGGAGGAAACAGAAGAAAAAACACCAGUGAAAAAAGGACAAAAAUCCUACAAAAAACAGGAAGAAACUCCUAAAACACCAAAGUAA
Molecule: messenger RNA, 600 nt
Organism: Piliocolobus tephrosceles (Ugandan red Colobus)
Lineage: Eukaryota; Metazoa; Chordata; Mammalia; Primates; Cercopithecidae
Product: nucleophosmin-like
Exons: 2
Coding region: 1-600 (199 amino acids)
Biological process (GO): positive regulation of transcription by RNA polymerase II; ribosomal small subunit biogenesis; ribosomal small subunit export from nucleus
Cellular component (GO): nucleolus; ribonucleoprotein complex; centrosome
Molecular function (GO): histone binding; RNA binding; chromatin binding
Source: RefSeq, a predicted model, not a curated record